GAAGUGCAACAGAACUAGAAUCAAUACUUGGUAUAUAUGACAAUUUGACUGCUAAUGCAUCGAAAACAAGUCUGGAAAAGUCAAACUCCUCUCAUAUAACAAUGGAUCAGCCAAUUUUUAUAGGACCAGAGUUAAACAUUAACUCUAAUUAUGACUUGCCACCAAGUUUAACUCAGAAAUCCAUAUCGGGUAUAAACAAAAGUGCAAAUAAAACUUAUCAGUGCAAUACAAAGACUUCAGAUGUAGCUGAAAUUAAUUCCAGCACCACAACAAAUAUCCAGGAUCAGGAUAAAUCAAUCUUAUCUACCAAAAACUCUUCAAAGCACCGUAGUAAUAUCCGCGUGUUGUCUCCGAAUGUUCAACGCCUGAUCACAAUAUCAGACAUAAAACCGGUAGACGCAGUUGAUAUUAAUGCGGUACAGAAUAAUUUACAAACUUUAUCACUCAGUCCAGUAUUACAACACCGUUUUGUGAAAAAACCUUCAACUCCAACAAACACUCAUAAAGCUAAGUUUUCGCAUAUUCCGCUUUCGAAAACUACUGGUAAACUUACACAAUCUGGCAAUGACCUUGUGGACACAUUUGACUCUAGCACAGAAUAUCUGGAUGCGUUAAGUUUCUCUACACCAAAUCAUAGAUCCAUUGAAAUAACAACCCCAUCUCUAAUUGACUGUCAUGACAACAUUGAUACAAAAACAACGACAAGUUUAUCACCUUCUAAUCCUACUUAUAAAUUAAAUAAUAAACCUAAACUUUCGCUAUUUAAUACAGACUCAGAGAGAACUGUGUCGCUUAUUGAAUUAGAAAAACUCAAGCAAUCGAAUCACAAAUUCGGCGCCAGUAAAAUUCAAUCUAUUGAACGUAAUACGUAUAGUGGGAAGUCAGUUGCUACAAAUCCGCAAGAAAUCGCCGAGGCAAUUAAUUAUUCAAUUUUAAAUAAUAGCAUAAAGCAUAUGACACUCACAGAAAAGUUAUCUUUUGGUGUUCCAACAAAAACUGAAGGAGUAGUAGAAACAAUUAACAUCCCUUUAAUAUCAAAAUCCCUAGCGCGAAGCAGUUCCGCUGUUACUUCUUCGAAAGUUUCAGAAUCAUCCGUACGAUACUAUUCCCGAUCAAAUAGUUUAUCUGUGAAAGCGAAUAAGGAAAGUGAUACUAAACCAAUAAUAUCAAACAAAAAUGUUAUAAAUGUCUUAGAAGACAAAAGUGUUAAAUCGCCAGGUGAAAGCAUAGACCUUGUAACAAUAAAUAAGCCAAAAUUUUCCCCAAAAGAGGUGCGGAAACAUCCCGGACUCAUUAUACCAGACAUUGCUAAAUUAAAAAUCAGACCUUUAUCAUCAUCAUCAAUAUGUUCUACAACAUCGAGUUCAAGUUCAGGAUCAGAUCAAUUAAAUAGCAAACUAAACAGCUCCUAUCUAGCAAGUGUGGAAAGCUUAGCUGACCACAGCGAAAAUGAAUCAACUGAUCUUCAUAUUAGUUUAAGUGUUUACGAACGCGCAUGUAUGGAAAUUAUAGACUCAGAACGAAAUUACGUAGAAGAUUUAGGGCAAGUCAUUAAGGGAUAUUUGCUUGAUUGGAAGGAACGAGCCUGCUUGAGUUAUGACGAGUUAAAAAUACUGUUCUCCAACAUUCAAGAUGUCUACAAGUUCAAUACAACACUUCUAAAGAAAUUAAUGGAAUCUGGGAUAAAUUCACUUAAAAUCGCAAACUGUUUUAUUGAACUACGAGGCGGGUUCGACGUGUAUACAAAAUAUUGUACAAGUUAUCCUGAAGCUAUAUCUCUACUGACAAAAUUACUGCAAGCGACGCAUACGAACGCCCUACUGGCAUCUACACAAAAAAUGUUGCAGCACACCUUGCCACUGGGUUCAUACCUAUUGAAACCUGUGCAGCGCAUACUUAAAUAUCAUUUGCUUCUAGACAAUUUACGCAAACAUUCUGACGUGAAAGAAGUGACUCAAGCGCAUGAAAUCAUGCGUCAAGUUGCUUAUAAUAUAGACCAAGUCAAACGAAAGUUAGAACAGCAAAGUCGUGUUAAGGAACUAGCUGGCAUUUUAGACGGUUGGUUAGGACCAGAACUUACGGUGUUAGGAGAGUUACGACAGGAAGGUUUGUUGAUGGAAAACAGUAAACCGCGCUUGGUAUUUCUGUUUUCGACUAUGCUGAUUUUAACUAAACAAAAAGAAGAUAGUCGUUUACAAUUCAAAAGUUAUAUACAUCAAAAUAAUUUGAUGCUUAGUGAGCAUUUGCCUGGAGAUCCGACUAGUUUCUAUGUAAUUCCAUACGACGAACCGCGACAUCAAAUUAAGCUUACUGCUAAAAACCGAGAGCAGAAAAGGUUAUGGACUCAACAUAUUAAAGCUGUUAUAUUGGAAAAAUUUGAUAAUAUUCCGAAUCAUGUUAAGGAACUUGUUUACAAAUUGGGAGAUGAGGAAGACCGCAUUACUGAUAAAAGUACGUGGAAAUGGAGUUUGAAUUCUUCAUCUACCCCAGUUUAUCUAGAGCGGCGUAAUCAAUAUCGUCGUACAGAAAUCAGAAAUCGUUCCAAAACAAAACGCAAGACGUUUGCAAAUUCUGGAUCGUUUGAGCAAUUAAAUGACCCUGAUCUAUCAAAAGAGUGUGAUGAUCUCUCUGUGCAAGAUAAUUUUCAUGUUAAAGAUUUACCACCUUCGAGUACAUCAGGUACUACAUCAGGCAAUACAAAUAGAGUAAGUGGAAAGGAUAACACUUAUGAUGUGAAUAAUGAGAAUAAGUGUGCAGACAAUGUUAUUGCAUCGGAGGAAAAUAUAUUAAGAUCUUUAACCAAUAUUAAUCGUCAACCUCAGGAAUCAUUUAUAUUCUCAGAUAAAGCACUUAAGGAGCGUAGCAAAUCUGUUCCUCGUAUAAGUUGUGAACAAAAUCUGUUACUGAAUAAGAAGGAACGAUUUUCACUGCACAGCAGCAAUACGAAUUUAGAUCCGCAGAAAAGCAAAUCUAAAAAGCUUUUUGACGUCAAACAGUACAAUAACAAAAUAUUACCGAAACGUAUAGUAACAUUGAAAAAACAACGCGGUGCUAAAAGAGAAUCCUCCAAAUUUUACACGGACUUAACCGAAUUAAAUGAUACAACAGACACAAUCCUAAAAAUAACCGAAUCAUCAGAUAAUCUUGUGGAGAAAAAAGAAAAAGGGAAAACAAUAAGUGAUACUGACUCUGUCGAUAAAAAUGAAGAGAUUCUGAGUGGGAAAUAUGUGGUACAAGAUAAAAGUGAAUUGAAUUUUUCUCCGAAUGAAAAACACAAAUUAGAUGCAGAAAUCGUUACCGAUAUUUUGCAGACUAAUAAAGACUAUGAAAAAAUUUAUAAACGAGUCUUAAGAAAACGAUUUCCACAUUAUCGUGCUGUUCCAAUUGCAAAUAUACAGAAAGAAGAAUUGCCACCAAGACCACCUUCACGAUCGCCACCACCUUUGGAAGAAGAAAAUGACCUGCAUAUAUGUAAGAAGAAUAUUUCUCUCAAAGUUGUGGAAAGCGAUGCAAUAUAUGAAACUUUACUACGAAAUGUACAUGUUCCUUAUAAAUUUUGUACUCAAUCAAAUACUCACAAAAAAAAUCAAAUUAGUUAUUUACGUGAGAAAAAGAAUUCAUGUCUUUCGAGACCCGAUUCGGAUUAUGUGACUUUAAUUUAUUCUCCAGAAGAUAAUUUAAUAAAAUUUGCAGAAAAUGAUACCGAAACUGCAAAUGAUUUUAAUCAACUCGCACAAGUUAGUCCAGUUAUUGCCAAUUCCUCCAAUCCUACCACUUCUACACCAAAACAUGAUAGUCAAGAAAGUGUGAUUAAGUUAAUAACGUCACCAACGACAUAUUCUUCACAAUCAUCAAAUUCAUUGAAUAAAGUUAUUUCUGCUGAGCCUACAAAGAAUACCUCCAUCAAACGUCAUAAAGUGCCAAGCAGUUAUCUGGGUGUCAUUUCAGCAUCAGAUAAUUCAUUCUUCUCUCGUUUAGGUAAAUCUGUGGAAGGUUAUAAUCAUUUCUAUGGGAAAUCCAAUAAAGCACUAAUACGACGCAUAUCUGAUGCUUCAGAAAUGCAUCGGCAAAGUAUACUACAUCGGCAAGGCAGCAAAGCAGUUGGAGAACGAAUGGCACAUGUUGAUUAUAUUGAUCCCACAUUGUUGUUCAAAACUGAGACUCCAGAGUCACUGCAACGUGAUUCUAUUUUUUCUUUAACAUCUUCAAGCGAUAGUGUUUGUGAUAAACGUUCAUUGGUGUCCAACAGUCUCGAUAAAUCAAAUAACUUUGAAUAUGAAGACAACGUUGAAGCAUGUUUAGAAACAGAUUUUCGAGACUCGGCGGUUUAUAGCGAUGAUAACGAGAAACGUUUAGAUUACGAAACUAAAGAGAUUAUGAUAAAAGAGAAUGAUAAAACCAAUUCUUCAAAGAAUUUAAUUUUGUCUUCAACAACAUCUUUAGCCACACCAAAAGUCCAAAAAAGUCAGGUGAUCUUGUGUCCGCCACAUAUGAGUCCUUCCAAGUCAAGAAGUUGGGUGCUACAACAAAUUGAGCAUUUUAGCAAGUAGACUAGGUCUAGAAUACACAAUUCUAAAUUAUCGCACGCCAUAAAAUGCAAAUUUUUAUAUCUACAUGUUUGUUUUAUUCAUAUUAAUGAAUCC
Teleopsis dalmanni is the source of this 4643-nucleotide messenger RNA. RefSeq lists its product as uncharacterized. Gene Ontology annotation, biological process: intracellular signal transduction. The record is from RefSeq and is a predicted model, not a curated record. NCBI's taxonomy places the organism in Eukaryota, Metazoa, Arthropoda, Insecta, Diptera, Diopsidae. Gene Ontology annotation, molecular function: guanyl-nucleotide exchange factor activity.